Messenger RNA from Rotaria sordida, 276 nucleotides. Lineage: Eukaryota; Metazoa; Rotifera; Eurotatoria; Philodinida; Philodinidae. The record is from the annotation of a GenBank genome assembly.
AUGAAACUAGUCUUUUUUUUUAUUGCUAUUGGUCUAGUAGUAAAUGAACAAACUACUCAUAUAUGUAGCCCAGGUCGAGGCAUUGGUAGCAAUGGUAAGCCACGGCAGUAUUUUAUACAUAAAAAUAAUCGAAAACAAGCACAACAAGCUGUACGACAUCAAGAUGAUGGUCGUCCACCAAUUUAUCAUAAUGAACGUGGUAAAAAAUUGCACUUUCAUUCAUCGAAUAAACAUGAUAAUAUUCGAAAGAGAUGGAAUUCAUUUUCAAUAUGGUAA